Populus trichocarpa (black cottonwood) is the source of this 2824-nucleotide messenger RNA. Its product is annotated as probable protein S-acyltransferase 16. The transcript is spliced from 10 exons. The record is from RefSeq and is a predicted model, not a curated record. Gene Ontology annotation, biological process: response to red or far red light. The coding region runs from base 137 to 991 and encodes 284 amino acids. Gene Ontology annotation, molecular function: palmitoyltransferase activity. Lineage: Eukaryota; Viridiplantae; Streptophyta; Magnoliopsida; Malpighiales; Salicaceae.
GAGAAACACCACCCAGUAAAUAAAAAUAAAAAUAAAAAUAAAAAUUAGAACUAAGACAAAAAACAACACAGAACACCCCUUCCCAGAGACGCCGUCGUUUCAACGCCGGUGCCUCUGAUUUCCUCACCUCCAAACGAUGAAGCGACGCGUCAGCUUCUCCCUUCCAGUAACCGUCGUCGUUUUAGCCAUAAUUUAUAUUUACUUCUCCACGAUCUUUGUCUUCAUAGACGGUUGGUUCGGUCUCAUGUCUUCCCCCGGCAUCCUGAACGCCGUCGUUUUCACAGCUGUGGCUUUCAUGUCCGUUUUUAGCUAUGCCGUCGCAAUCUUGAUGGAUGCGGGCCGGGUCCCUUUCACUUUCAUGCCCGACAUCGAAGACUCCAGUAACCCAGUCCACGAGAUCAAACGCAAAGGAGGAGACUUGAGAUAUUGCCAGAAGUGUUCCCACUUUAAGCCUCCACGUGCUCAUCAUUGCCGUGUUUGCAAAAGAUGUGUGUUGCGAAUGGACCAUCAUUGCAUUUGGAUAAGUAACUGUGUGGGCCAUGCAAACUAUAAGGUCUUCUUCGUCUUCGUUGUGUAUGCUGUAAUUGCAUGCAUCUACUCCCUGGUCUUGCUUGUUGGUAGUCUAACUGUUGACCCUCAAAAACAUGAGCUGAAUAAUGGUGACUCUUUCAGAACCAUAUAUGUUAUUUCCGGGCUGUUGCUAGUUCCAUUGAGUGUGGCACUUGGUGUUCUAUUGGGUUGGCAUGUAUACCUCAUUUUGCAAAACAAAACCACAAUCGAGUUUCAUGAAGGAGUGAGAGCUAUGUGGCUAGCAGAAAAGGAAGGGCAUGUCUAUAAACACCCAUAUGAUGUGGGCACCUAUGAAAAUCUGACUAUGGUCUUGGGUCCAAGUAUUUCCUGCUGGGUGUGCCCAACAUCAGGACAUAUCGGUUCAGGUCUCCGCUUCCGUACAGCGUAUGAUGCCCCAUUUAUCUGUGCGGCCAAGCUUUAGCUUGACUUGUUUCACGGAGGAGAAAUGAGCCUUGAAUUGUCACCACUCAACAAUAGAGAACCAAGGGAUGGCCGUUGUCUGCUAUAUUUCAGGGAGGCGAUGUGAUGUGAUCAAGUGUGAAUCAGUCUGGUAUAGUGAGUGCCAUUUCCAGUUUGUGUUUGGGGAAUUUCGGAAUAAUGUAGAGAUCUUGUGGAGCUGACAAAAGAGUGCCCAGUGAGUAAACAAGGAUUUUGAAUCCUUAAACUCGCCUACAUGAACACCACCAUCCUUGUAACUUAGAAUUGUAAUUAAUAUUUGCAACAACAGACAAAACGAGAAAGAAUAUUAAGCAGCUUUGUUUGUUUCUCUUCAUUAUCGUAAUUGAAUCAUACUUUUUUUCACCAGGUAUCUUCGAUGUAUUGCCUCAUCCUUGUAUGAUGAACUCUGCAAAACGCAUAAAACGAAAUAAUAAUCAUCAUCAUCAUCAUUUAGUAUUAAGAUAUAUCAUAUAUAAUAACUUUAUAUGUUUCUAAUUAAUUAUCAUUAUUGUCAUAUAGUAAUUAUUAUAUAUGAGAAAGUUUGAUUUGAACUGUAGGGAUAGUAGGGGUGAAGAAUGUAAUUUACCCAUAUGAAGUUAUGAACAAACAAGAUGCUGGGGCCCCGGUGCGAUGGGGGCUCGCGCCAUCUCCAAGAAUCCCACGUGACACGAAAUGGUCUUGUCUCGUGUGAGUCAUCAUCUCCAAAAAAAGCCAGAGCUCCGGAUGUGGUAAUCCUAGUGCGAAUACUGUUCAAUCACCCCGUCUCAGUUAAUCUACGGAAAAAGGAAGGAAAAGGGGGAGGACACGCUCUCAUUUCAAUGUUUCUCUCUCUGCCCGACAUGGAUGAAGAUAACGAUGAGAUUAACAGCUUCCAGCUUGAAGAAGCAUUCAACUCCAAAUGUUUUUACUUGAACAAGAAAAGGAAGACACGGGCUGAGCAAUUAGGCUUGCCCAUUUCAAAACAUAAAUGCUUGGAUCAUCGUUUCCCUCUCAAAACUUCCAAAAUAUAUGAAGAAAAGGACUUAAUCACAUGCAUAAUCACGGGAAAUGCUGAACGACAGGCCAUUGAUGAAGGAUCAGAUCCUGAAUCUGCCAAAGAUAGCAAUAGUUUUGUUGAAGAUUCUGACUUUGCCAUGUCUAUAGAUGGUGAAGCUAAAUUUGAGAUGGAGGUUUCAAAGAUAUGGCCACCUGACAGGCCCUCAACUUCAUCAUUCAGCUGCAACAGUCUCAAGGAUGCUCAAUAUUCUUCAGACAGUGCUGCAGCAGCACGACAUGCUGGAAAAGAGGAAUUGACAUUUGUGAAAGGGGAGAUUGAUCAAUGCGGUCAUGAUGAUGGAUUACAAGCAUCUCAGAAUCUUGAAGAGCCUAUCCUAGAAUUUGAGAGCCCUUUAGAUCACAGUUGCUCUGAAUUUGGAACUGACAGCAUCGAAACAUGCACAGAAGCUCAGUCAGGCCCCAGAAAACCAACCAUUGAUCAAGAAUUUGAGCAGUACUUUUCCAUGCUUAUGCUGUGAUAGUGAGCACUUGUAUUUAGAGCUUGAAGCGAAUGAUUUUUAGUACAUAGCUGCAGUAUGUGACUCAUUAGAGUGCAACUCAAAACGUAAAAGAAGCUUCCGUUUUCUGGUUAAGGCAAGCAUUCCUCGUGAGGGCUGAUUGUGACUAGUUCAGUGAAGCUAUGUCCUUUUUCUUCCAAUCUUAGUUUUGCUUGCAUAAUACAGCUGUUUUCUGCUCCUCCACGGUUCUUGUACCAUGCAAGUCGUGAACUUUUAGCAGUAUUGACAGAGCUCUUUCUUAAUGAAUCCUCUUGUUGGCGUUA